AUGGGAGCAUCAAGCUUGGAUGCAUCUAUUGCCCCAGAGAACUUUAACAGACGGGCUGGCCUUAUUGCAAGUGCUCGGCAACGACAGGGCACUGACACUAUUCCCAUGGACACGUUUGCCGCUUACCAAGCCUUGUUUCCACCGUCCAUAUUGCACUACCCCCAAUCAAAUACUGAGGACAACUUUACUCCAGGUCCCCGAACUAGUUCAAUAGACCCAGCUUGGGAUGUUGUGGUCUGGAGUCAAUACAUGAACCGGGUCCCGGAGUGGCUUUCGACCAAAAGCUCUAUCUGGAGCUGUUACCACUAUCUCAUCAACUUGGCGCAAGCUAUUCCCAACUCGCCACUAUUCCACGGCAUCCUCAGCUGGACAUAUGCAUAUCUCUUUCGUUUGGGACUUUACUCAGAAUCCUCCCGAGUAACUCAUUACACCACUGCAUCGCAAUUCGUUCAAAUACUAUCCGAUGAGCUCAGUGACCGGCCUUCAGCCACAUCUCCAGCUUCCUUUCCGAUUCAUUCCUCCGAGAAACUCUCUCAGUAUAUUUCGACCACAUUCUUCCUAUGUCAUCACGAUCUCAUCGUGGGCGAUUUCAGUUCAUUUAUCACGCGAAUAAAUGAAACUAAGGUCACAUUCCGCCGGCACUGGAAAUAUAAUACUAUGCCUGGGAUAAUUGAGUCUCGGAUCGUUAUCUGGCUUGCUUUUAUGGAGCUACGCUUCCUGUUUCUGGGCGGGAGUGUCGACUCUGCCGACCAUGAGCAGCAAGACUUGAUGGGGCUGUUGGUUGAAUUGAACGCCCUUUCAACUCUACGGGGACCUCGGAAGCAGCAGUCAUAUCUCCGGGAAUGUUUUGGAAACGGACUUCCCAAGGAAGAAAAUGACCAGGAACUGGGAAAGGAACGGUGUCGCGAAAAGUUCGAUGUGAUUUUCUCCUACUUCAGUAAACUUCGAUCUUUUGAGGUUUGGGAAAGUGAGAAACAGCCAUCCAGUAGUAAUGCCGAGCCCUUGCUGAAGGAGCUGCGAGAGGCGAAAAUCGAUGCUUUACGUGCUGAUCUAGCGAGGAUCCAUGCAGAGUGUGAACUUGCGUUUCCUUCGCAUAUGUUGGGCUCAAAUUGGACCCAAAAUGUUGACACAAGCACUUUUCACAUCAUGACAGUCCGCGCACUUUGCCUGUGCUCUACAAUAAUGCUAAACCGAGUCAUCAACCCACACGUUCGGACAGAUCCAGAUGCCCAAGCCGCGGCUCGAGAGCUUGUCCGUCUCUGCAGGGUUUUCCGCAAAUCCAAGUCCCUUGAAUCCCCUCGCUCGGUCAUUUGGCCCCUCCCCUUAUUUAUCGCUGGAAUCGAAAUUGAUGAUGAGGUCUAUCAAGACUGGAUUCUUGAUUAUAUGAAAGAUCUCAAUCAAUGGGGUCUCCAUGUGGUCAAAAGCAGAGAGUUACUGGAACAGAUUAUCCAAUGGCAGGAUAGCAAUGGUAGCAGGGCAAGUAUGAAAGAUCUUUUUUGA
Penicillium riverlandense is the source of this 1500-nucleotide messenger RNA. Its product is annotated as fungal transcriptional regulatory protein. Lineage: Eukaryota; Fungi; Ascomycota; Eurotiomycetes; Eurotiales; Aspergillaceae. The coding region runs from base 1 to 1500 and encodes 499 amino acids. The record is from RefSeq and is a predicted model, not a curated record. The transcript is spliced from 2 exons.